Messenger RNA from Austrofundulus limnaeus, 6434 nucleotides. RefSeq names its product BRD4 interacting chromatin remodeling complex associated protein (gene bicra). The record is from RefSeq and is a predicted model, not a curated record. Lineage: Eukaryota; Metazoa; Chordata; Actinopteri; Cyprinodontiformes; Rivulidae. Gene Ontology annotation, biological process: positive regulation of DNA-templated transcription. Gene Ontology annotation, cellular component: SWI/SNF complex.
AUUUCAUACUGAGCACUAUCAAACCCCUGUAAUUUAUCAAAAUACAACCUUUCUUCUUGGUGCACUGCUGAAUUAAAGCAGCAUUCAGAUUAUUUAAGCCUUUGAAUGGAGCAAAAACUGGCCUAUUGUUUCAUACACAGAUUAAUAUACACAUUUUAUGUGCUGAAGCAGACUAAGUAUGAGGUUUUUCAGCUUUAAUUAUUCAUUUUUGCAUAUUUACACAGAAACCUCUGAUGGACAGAUGUGGAGGUUUAGAAAAUACAUUUUUGCUCGAGGAAACAUUGGCUGCUGUAAGCUGCACUUUAGUUUCUGGGACAUUUUUGUCAGAUUUCUGUGCCUUUUUUUUUACAUUUCAGUGAAAAACUAGUUAAUUAACUUUUUAGCUCCUUAAAUUUUGAACCUUUUUUUGUAUCUUUUAUGAAUCAAGUUCCAGAAAUAACAAAGUGUUUAUUCCUCUACUGCACACUGUUUAUUAUUAUUUAAAUAACUUGUAAUUUAAUAUAAUCCUUCUUCCAGCUGUUCCUUCUUCAAAGGCAUGUCGUAGCACUCCUCCAUAAUUUUAAUAUUCUCCAAAUCUGAAAAGAAAAAAUAUUAACGCGUGAGUACCAACUGUAAAUGUUAUUUAACUUUUACACUUUGACAUUUACAUAAACCUUUAGAAAAAUUAUCUCCAUAAAAGGAUUGCUUACAAACAUUGAUAAUAGGGAACAUUCCUAGAAGCAAGUUUAUUUUUCGUUUUGUGAAUAUUUUUAAAUAAAAUAAAAAGCAUCAUAGGUAACUUACAUGCAGUUUUUAUGCAACAUAUAAUACAUAAAUGGAUCACUUCACCGACUUUUAAACUAUUUCCCAAACUAGUGGUCUAGUUCCUCUUUGAUUUUAUCAGAUAUCUUUGUUGCAGUGAUUUAAAUAAUGUACAUUUUUAACACUGCUUACAUCAAACAAAAUGUUAAACCUUUUAAUAAAUAAUUGCAUUGUAUUGUACUAUUAUUAUAUGCAUCUGAGUCAUCUAGGUAGAUAAAUCAAAAAGAAAAAAAAAAAGUAAGUCCUCCGGAAGGGUUCUUCUUUAAUGAAAAGUUUCGUCUCUCCUCCCAGAGACUUCUUCAGUCUGAGAGUUUCAGGUUAACUUUUUUCUUUCUGAUUGUAUUGUCAUGUUAAAAUCUGCUAUAACAAUGCAAACGUUGCGUCCAGUGUGAGUAAACAACACGUAUUUUCAGUCAGGCAGGGCGGAAGUUAACCGCUUCCUGCCUUCGGUCGGGUCCUGUUGAGCAGCCCGUGCUCGGCUGUGCUGGAGACCCCGCGCUGCCUGCACCUCUAACGUCUCGGGUGAGUUUGUUACAAUGUAACAAUUUCUCCAUUAAACCCAAUAACGGUUACAAAGCUGCGAUAUCUGCUAACUGCGCGGCGCACACGAACCGCACCGGCACCGCAACAGAAGCGCCACGGUGCCGCGCCGCCCCGCAAAACAGGCUCAUUUUUCCAACGAAAUCCCAAGCAUUACCCCCCUCAUCCAAGAGUAUUCCAACAUUAACUCAUAUUCUCUGCUUGCAAUAAUCAGCGACAGACCGCCGCGUAGUUGCGUUUACGCCUCUCGACACACCGAACCGCUCCUCUUCGGUCCGGUCCGGGCGCCGCCGUGCGGUAUCGGUGUUUAAAUUGUGUCACUCUGUGGUUUGUUUUGAAUGUCAAAGGCUCCAGCUAGCUGUACGUCUGAAUAUUGUUGAUAGCAGGUUAGCUUGCUAGGCUAACAAAAGUCAACCCAGAUGCAUCAAAACCACUUAAAAUAGCGGCGAAGUUGGGUUUCGAAAACAAACGUUUGACUCUUAAAGUAGUUGCGGUGCUGUCAAACACUACAUGCGUGGUUAAAUCGGUAAAGUAUGCGUGCAAAGCUCGUUAAAAACACCAGUUAGCAUGUAGCCGUCCGUUUGCAUCGUCUCCAUUCAUAUCCUGCGCACUGUGGGUUUUUACGGCUGCGAUACGCCGACCUGCUCCGAGCGGCGGCUGCCUUUCCUUCAAAAAAUGUCCCAUAAUGUGUCUUAUUUAAUAAAAAACUCGUUUCGGUUUGUUUCAUUUGGUUUUGGUUUAAUACAUGAAAAAAGUCGGCAGCGCUCGAAAUGUUCCGAGAGACGAAGCGAAAACCGCGCGUUUUCAGUUUGUUUUCUGUUUUUAGUUGGUGUUUAGUUCAUGUUUUUAUCUGUCAGGUUUAUUAUUUAGCUUUGUAAGUAACUAAAUGACCUGCUUCAACUCUAAACUGUUUUAUUUGUCUUUAGGACCUUUAAAAAUACAAAUAUAAUACGAGUACACCUGUUAAACUGUUUUGUUUACAUUUCUGCCUCUGCACUUGUGUUUUUACCCAAAAGAAUGUUUGACAACAACUAGGUGAUGUAAUAGUCUUUACCACCAUGUUCAUUUAGGUAUUUUGUACAUUUAAUACCUGAGCACAUAACAUUUACAUCACUGUGAACCAAUUAUACUGGUUUUACCAUCAGAGUACAUGUAAAAUACUAGAUAUUUUAACUGUAUUCUACUAUUUUGAUCAGACUACAAAUACUACCAUAUUUUUAAACCUCAGUACAGAAAAAUAAUCACUUUCCUAAAUGUUAUCUUUCUCUAAAAGCAGACCUGUAGAAUCCUGUCAUUAUUAUCACUUUAUUAUUAAAAUAUAGUUGUAAAAAUUAGGUAUUAUUGCUCAUUUUAAACGAGAAUUCAACACUAUUAUUCACAAAUCCUGAAGGAUCACAAUAAACCAGAAUUUGUUAUAUUUAAGCACCAUUUGUUCAUGUUUUGCUGAUAAUUAUAUAUUUACUCGAUCUGUUGGUUUAGAUGACAGAAGCAAAAUAUAUUGAACAGUAUUAUCGCAUGUUUUUCUAAUAUUUACACCCCUGUUAUUACAUCUAAUAUUCUAAGAAUCUGCUAUAUACUUUUUUGACAGCUUUGUAAAAACAAGCAGAUUUGUUGUCUUAUUAAUGAUACUGUGCAAAGAUUUGCUUGAAAAGAGAUGUCCUAAAUGUCAAUUGUUGAAAAAUAAUCAUGCUAAAUUUUAAAUGAUUAUUCUUUUUAUGCUGCCCUAAUAUAGAAAUAUAAAAGAACAGUGGUGACUGUGGAACAAAUCUUGCAUAAACUUAAAAAUACUUCUCAAUUUCAACAGUUGUCAUGGAUGAUGAAGACGGCAGGUGCCUUCUAGAUGUGAUUUGCGACCCAGAAGCUCUCAAUGACUUUCUUCAUGGAUCUGAGACCCAUUUGGACACUGACGACCUUUUGGAUGGUUCGAAUGACCCCUCCAGCUCAUUCUUCUCUGCCGCUGGGGGACAUGUUCCGGAGGUCCAGCCCGUGGCCCAGCUGUCGGCCUGCGAGUCGGCGGGCCUGCCCAGAGUCAGCGUGGACCUGGACUUCCUCGAGGACGACGACAUCCUGGGCGGAUCCCCGGGCGGAGAAGGCGGCAGCAACGGCAUCGGGGCGAACCACGAGACGUGCGACAUCCUGCAGCAGAGCUUGGCCGAGGCCAACAUCACGGAGCAGAGCUUGCAGGAGGCCGGCGCCGAGCUGGACCUGGACCCCUUCGAAUGUCUGGCGCAGGUCCCAUCGCUGCCCGACGCCGGCCUCUCCGGAGGCGUAGGGAUCGGUGGAGCGGCGGCGGUUUUCCCCGGUGCCGCCCCGAACGCCACGGCGACCCCUCCCAACGCCACGGCUGACAUGCUCGGGUCAGUACUGGCCCAGCAGGGCCUUCAGCUCCAGUCCCAGGUCAUGAACAAGGCCAUUAGUGUCCAGCCAUUCAUGCAGCCAAUGGGUCUGGGGAAUGUGACACUUCAGCCCAUUUCAAGUCUCCAGGCUCUUUCUAACGGGGGCCAGUCGGGACCUUUGGGUAUCGGACAGAUUCAGGUUGUGGGCCAGCCUACAGUCAUGACGAUCAACCAGUCUGGGCAGCCCAUCCUGGCUAAGGCCAUGGGUGGAUACCAGCUACACCAGUCUGGACCCGAAGUAUCUGCCGCCGGUGCUCAGGCAGGACUUGGAGCUUCGGGCGGUGGACUUCUAAUCCAAGGCAACAAAGCAACUUUGGCGCCUCCGGCUUUAAACGGACCGGCUGUUUGCGUCAGCAGCACGAGCGGCGGCGGCACCGGCACCAUAACGGCUCCCGCUGGACUCGUGGGCUUUGGAGGCACCCCUCUGAACACGGGAGUGGCACCCCAGACGCAAACUCCGGGCCAGAUCAUGCAGAACGUCAUCAUCCAGCGCACGCCGACACCCAUCCAGCCCAAACCGCCCCAGGGGGGAGCCAUCCAAACAAAACUCUUCAAACCGCCGCAGCAGCAGCCGCAACAAGCUGCGCCCCAGCCCCUGCAGAACGAUGCCCACAAAGCUCUCGGGCUGCAGCAGCUUCCAGUUUCUGCUGCUCAGAAUGUAGCUUUCCUGACAGGGAAACCAGGUUCUAACGUAGUCCUGAGUACUCCAGCCACAACGCAGGGCCCCCAGUUCCAACAAACUCUCUUCAAGCAACAAGCAGCACAGCCGUCCGGCAAACCCCUCAGCGUUCAUUUAUUAAACCAACAGGGCAUCGUUAUUCCCUCUCAGACUGUCCUCCAAGGCCAGAACCACCAGUUCCUCCUGCCUCAGCUGCAGGCGGGGGGGCAGAUCCUGACCCAGCACCCCAGGGGCCACAUCAUCACCAGUCAGGGUCCCGGCGGGCAGCUCAUCGCCAACCAGAUUUUAACUUCAAACCAGAACAUCAACCUGAGCCAGGUGUUGACCUCGCAGGGCCACGCCGGGGCGGCCCACAUCCUCUCCGGACCCAUUCAGCUGCAGCCCGGUCAGAUGGGCGCGCCGACCCUCUUUCAGAUGCCCGUGGCCUCGCUGGCUCAGGGCCAGGGCCAGACGCAGACUCCCACCGUCUCCGGUCACGCCCAGACUGUCAUACAGGGCGUGCCGAUCCAGAGCUCCCUGGCCAUGGUGGGUCAGGUGGAGGGGCUGAGCCCCGCGGUCAGCCUCCAGCCCACCCUGCAGCCCCAGCAGCCGGGCGGAGUCCCCAGCAGCACCGGAGCGGCGACCGUGGCUCAGGGCCAGACCGGCGAGACCGUGGCCGUGCUGGGGAGCUCCGCGGAGCCGAGCGCUCAUCCCGCUCCGCAGCUCGUACCGCAGAGCUCCAUCCUCGCCAUGCAGCCGGCCUCAUCCACCGCUUCCACCGUGGCUUCUUCCUCUUCCUCCAUGUCUGCCACCACCUCUGCCUCGGUCACAGCUGUGGGGCUGGUCCCCCCGCAGGCUCAGAGCAGCCCGGGGAGGUUACUGUUCACCAACCAGGCGCCGAGCAUGAUCCUGAGCCAGGAGUCUCUGCAGAUGUUCCUGCAGCAGGUGCCCUCAGCUGGACCUCAGCAGCCUCUGAAGAUUCAGGGCCUGUCCUCCUCACCGGCCUUAACCACUCACACCACAACACCUCCAGUGGUAGAGAGUCCCCAGCCUUCCCAGUCUCCCCUGACUCUGAGCCAGCAGAUCCAGUCUCCGCUCCAUCAGCAGCAGUCGCGUCCCUCCUCUCAGCCUCAGCCUCAGACUCAGACUCCCUCGCGCUCCUGCACGCCGUCAUCCCACCCCUCGCUUUUCAUCAUCCAGAACCAAAUCACAGAGUCCCCCAAACCCGCCGCGCAGGGCCAGGUCCAGCAAACGCCGCCUCAGCAAGCCAACAUUCAGGUCCAGCUCCAGCCUCUGCCCCGGCCCGCCUCGCAGCCCGCUUCCUACCAGCAAGAAAUGCCUCCGGUGGCGCAGUCGCCCAAACCUUUGCCCGCAGCUCCGCCGCAGCACCAGUUCGCCACGCCUGCCGGCAGCGCCGCCGUGGUGAAGACGCAGGUUCCCCUCCAGGGCCUGACGGCAGGGCAACAGCACCACCUGCAGAUGGUCGGAACACAAAUCCAGACUCAGACCCUGCCUCAGCAGAAACACCUGCUGGAGAAGCUGCACCAGGUCCAGCAGAACAUCCUGCUCCAGGCAAAACCUCAACCUCAAGCCACGAGUCAGUUCAGUUCCCAGCAAGAUGUGCCUGUUGAUAAAGCGGUGAUUGCGUCAUCGUCGUCAUCCUCAGCGGCGAGCGUUGAAGCACCUGCUCAGAUUCCCACAAUGCUGCAGCCGACCUCGGUGCUCAUUAAAACUCCCGCCACAGCUUCAAGUGACUUACAGGUAUUCUCAGGAGUCCAGGGACCAGCCGGAGCAGCGGUGAAUCAGACUGUCCCUCCUGUCAGCCUUACUCAGCCUACACAGGUUCAGCCAAAUCCAGGAGUGAUCAGCUCAGUGGGAGGGGUGACUCUGGGGAAAGGUGGGAUGAAGAUUCAGGUGUUGGGACCCGCCUUGUCUCAGAUGCCCGCUCCACAGGCCCUGGCUCCAGGACAAAUUCAGCUCGCGUCGCAGACAACAACAGUGAAAAUGCCUUUAAGUGCGGAGCCCAGCAGAGAAGCCAG